Seriola dumerili (greater amberjack) is the source of this 2698-nucleotide messenger RNA. RefSeq names its product regulator of G protein signaling 14 (gene rgs14b). Gene Ontology annotation, molecular function: GTPase activator activity. Gene Ontology annotation, biological process: signal transduction. The coding region runs from base 48 to 1880 and encodes 610 amino acids. The record is from RefSeq and is a predicted model, not a curated record. NCBI's taxonomy places the organism in Eukaryota, Metazoa, Chordata, Actinopteri, Carangiformes, Carangidae. The transcript has 15 exons.
UUUUCCGCAGCUCUCUCGGCUUGACCCGCAGCGUGUUUUCCGGGAAGAUGGUCACUUUCACAGGACUUUAUCACAGGUUCUACCGCCUGGCAAAAUUUGCAGCACAAAAGCAAAGCAGGAAAUAUGACAAACGGUGCACCAUAACCGGUGGCAUCACGCUGCAUAAUAAGAUCCAGGCAGUGUCAGAUGGAGAGUUGAACAUGUCUGCACGGGGCUGUGGAGGCAGCAGCUCCAGCCUUCCAGGGACUCCAGGUGGAGAGGCUGGCCCCGCCAACAGCGUACUGAGCUGGGCCGUUUCAUUUGAGAAGCUGUUGGAGGACCCCUCUGGGGUCUGUUACUUUACGGCCUUCUUGAAGUCUGAGGUGAGUGCGGAGAACAUUUUAUUCUGGCAAGCUUGUGAAAAGUUCAGGAGGAUUCCAGCCACCUCAUUGGACGAGCUAAAAGCAGUGGCUCGCUCCAUCUACAACACCUACCUGUCUGACAGCGCUCCCUACUCAGUCAACAUCGAUGACACCGCCAAGACAGAGGAGAAGGACCUGGAGCAGCCAACACCUGACAUGUUUAACAAGGCUCAAGCACAGAUAUUCAAGCUGAUGAAGAUGGACAGCUACAGGCGGUUUGUGCGCUCUCCUCUUUACCAGAAUUGCACCUUGGCAAGUGUAGAAGGAAAACUUCUGCCUCAGCUCUCUAAUGAGCCGGUUCGCAUGGGAUCCUGGGAGGACGUGGCCAGCAGCAGCCCCUCGCUCAGUGACAGGAAGAACAAGAAGUCAGACUCUAACAGUUUGCCAGGUGGCAAGAGUGCCUCAGAGAAACUGCGACAGAAAAGAGGAUCCUGGGGAGAAGAUACACCUAACACCCAGAGUGUAGUCUCCCGCAAAGAGUCCCAUAUGUCGGUGAAGUCGACCAGCAGUGUGGAGCUUGGCUCCCUCUACAGGCAGAUGGAGAAUGGCAAAUCAAUUCCCCGGUCUCCAGAUCAGGGAGGUGGGAGCAGGAUAGAGGUGGAGGGGGGUUACUGCUGUGUCUACCUACCUGACGGCAGUGCCUCUCUGGCCCCUACACGCAAUGGCCAACCCAUCAAAGACAUGCUGGCUAGCCUGUGUGAAAAGAGAGGCUUCCCGCUGAAAGAUAUCAUUAUCUACCUUCACGGGAAGGACAAGCAGCCCUUAUCGCUGGACCAGGACUGCUCCGUACUGAGAGAUCAGCAGGUCUCUCUAGAGCUCAGGGUGACGUUUGCGCUGGAGAUUGCCUUCACUGGUAAGACUGUGGGGAUCAUGGUGAAGUCUAGUAAGACGCUGCAGGACGCCCUCUCUGCUGUGAUGCAGAAGCACCACCUCAAGCUGCAAGAGGCCCUGGUCACCAUGGUUGGAAGUGACGAGCCUGUGAACAUGAGCGGCACCGUGUUCAGAUUGGCCAAUAAGACGCUACGACUUGACAAAACCAAAGGAAGAGACCAGGCCAACAUUUCCAGAGGCAGUGGUUCUGCUGCAGCCUCACAGGCUGGAGCAGCGAGUGGAGGUGGCGUGGAGGCCCGAGCAUCGCCGAAGUCAGACAGAGGAAAGACUCAGCCCAAGCCCAGUAAGAACCCCGACAUGGAUGGGUUUCUGGACAUGCUGACGAGAGCUCAGUGCUGCAGGGUGGACGACCAGCGAGGCCUUCUGACCAAAGAGCAGCUCGAGAUCCCUGACUUCCUGCAGGUGUCCGCAGACCAGGGGCAGGACACGGAGCCAGAGGGGCCCAGUACAAGCAGCUCCUCCAUUGCAGAAUCCAAAGAGAAAUUGGAGGACAAGACCUCAUUACCUUCAAGCUCAGCUGGGGCAGCGGGGGGAACCCCUGACUCUGCUGGAUCAGAAUCCAAAGACUUAAGAGAAACAGCAGUUUGAAAGCUGUUCAUGUGUGGGACGGACAAAGACAUGAUCCAAAAACAUCUUGCAACAUGAUUUUGCCAAUCAUGUCAAAAGACUCAUUUUAGUCCAAAAUGGAAAAGCACUUUUUAUGAUUGUUUACAUAUAAGCUCUGAGACAGCAGGGUGCCACCAUCUCUGCUACUGAUGAUAUGGAGAGAAGAGAUAUCAUGGCAAGCAUUUAUAGUGUCAUCUCAAAACACUACACGUCCUUAUGGGAAAAUGUUUGCUAUGAAUUGUUUAAUGCACCCAAAAAUGUAUGAAAAGAAGUUUUAGCUCAACAAUUCACCCUGAACCUAGCUUUUCCCUGAUGUUUGUUUAACGCUUUACAGUUUGAGUUGCAGUUCACACUCCUUUUUUAUUUCUCUCAAUCUAACAUUGCGCUCUUGCUUUUCUUUGAACUCUAAGCCUGAACAUGUCUAUGCACAGGAACUAGUCAUUGUCCAGAACGGGUUUUUGAAGUGUAUUACAUGAUUGUGUCUUCUUUGUUUCUAUUAAGAUUAUUGAAUAUUUUUUACACAGAUUCAUUUUUAAUAUUUUAAAUGACUAUUUUCAUUUUGUGUGCUUACUUGCGGUUUUGAAAUGUAUGUUUGCAGUACUUAAAUGCAUUUGCUGUGUUUGCUGUGAUGGCACUUUGUGAAGCCCUGGCCAGGUCCUGUUUUCCUGUCACUUUAGACUAUAUACAUGGGUCCACAUCAGUCAUCAGAAAUGUGGUAUUACUAGGAGGGAAUCAGUCGCUUUGAUCAUCAAAAAUAUCCCACAGGGUGUAUGAAAAGAAUUAAAGUGUUUUAUGAUGAA